Molecule: messenger RNA, 2697 nt
Organism: Pelodiscus sinensis (Chinese soft-shelled turtle)
Lineage: Eukaryota; Metazoa; Chordata; Testudines; Trionychidae
Source: RefSeq, a predicted model, not a curated record
UUCCUGCUUGUUUUCAGGCCACAGUGUCAGCAGUGGCCCAUGGUCCACGCCAUCUCCAGGUGCAGCCCCAUGGAAAUCGCUGGUGCGUGCUGGGUCAGGUUGGCCUGUCCGGCAGGGAAUAAACAGAAAGGAGCUGCAUGGAGACCUUUUGUCUGAAUUGGCUCCGGGUUGAAGCCGACGGAUAAUGGAAACACUCCCCUGGCAAUGUCUCUGGGGCGACUCCUCCGACGUGCCUCUUCGAAAGCCUCUGACCUCUUGACCCUAAACCCCGGCGGUGGCGGCGGUUCGUCCUCCAAGAACAAUGUAUGCGUCCACCCCGCUGAGGUGCCACCAGGUGUCGGGGAGCAUCACCCAGGCUAUAUGUGCUUGUACAUGGAGAAGGAUGAGCUGCUUGGCACCACGCUGAUCCUUGCCUGGGUGCCAAACUCACGCAUUCAGAGGCAGGAUGAAGAAGCGCUGCGCUACAUCACCCCGGAGAGCUCCCCGGUCCGUAAAGCGCCCCGCAAGCGUGGCCGCCAUGCCCCGGCGUUCAGCACCCUCCAGCAGGCCUCCCCAGCUGAUCAGAAACGGGCCGUGAUCCCGAGAGACGAGGAGAUCCUGGCCGUGGCUCAGCUGGUCAGAGAUGUGGCUCAUCUCGGCUCCCCUCCUGGAGAAGGGGAGAAGCUGUCUCCGUGUUGCCUGGCAACUGACGGGACCCACGAUGCCACGCAGCCUGCCCACAGUGACUCAGGAAUCGUGUCGACAAUCAGCUGGCAAGAGGAGCAGACCAAGUCGGAGGGGACGGAGGAAGGGCUGGACUGCAGGCCAGGCCAGGGGGAGGACGAGGGCUCCCUGGAGCUGUCUGCAGACGACGUGAGCAGGGACAGUACUUUUGACUCAGAUUCUGACGCCUUCUCCUCCCCGUUCUGCCUCUCUCCCAUCAGCGAAGCCCUGGGGGGAGGCAGCAGCUCUGUGUUCCUGGAUAACGAAAGCAGCUCCACGUCCAGCCUUGACACCAGUGCCCACUGCCAGGAGGGCAACGGGCCGGCGCAGAACACCCGAUGGGACGAGCAGCAGAAGGUAUUUGCCCUAGAGCAGAUCUGUGGGGUCUUCAGAGUGGACCUGGGACAAAUGAGGUCCCUUCGCCUCUUCUUUAGCGACGAGGCGUGCACCAGCGGGCAGCUGGUGGUUGCUAGCAGGGAGAGUCAAUACAAGAUCUUCCACUUUCACCAUGGUGGCCUGGACAAACUGUCCGAGGUGUUUCAGCAAUGGAAAUACUGCACGGAGACCCAUCUCAAGGACCAGCAGCUUCCCGAGGAGAAGACGUGCAUGCAGUUCUCAAUCCGCCGCCCCAAGCUGCCGUCCUCCGAGACGCACCCAGAGGAGAACACGUACAAGCGGCUGGACGUCUCUGCCUGGCUCAGUCACCUCAACGGAGCAGGGCAGGUGGAAGAGGAGUACAAGCUGCACAAGGCCAUUUUCUUUGGCGGGAUUGACGUGUCGAUCCGAGGCAGGGUCUGGCCCUUCAUGCUGCGGUACUACAGCUACGAGUCCACGUCGGAGGAGAGGGAGGCGUGGAGGGUGCAGAAGAGGAGUGAAUACUUGGAGAUCCAGCAGAAGAGGCUUUCGAUGACCCCAGAGGAGCACAAGGAGUUCUGGCGCAACGUGCAGUUCACGGUCGACAAAGACGUGGUGAGGACUGACCGCAGCAACCAGUUCUUCCGUGGCGAGGACAACCCCAACGUGGAAACCAUGAGGUGCGGGUUGGUCCGUGCCAGUGAAAUCCGCCAGGAAAGCGUUAACCAGUUCGGUCACAUGGAGCUUGUGUCUAAAAUUGUGUUUGGAGCAAAAAUCAAAGUACUUUCUUCUCCCUCUGCUCUUCCUUUCGGACUUAAACAGUGGCCUCCGGGCCCUGUCUCCACUCUCCCCAGAACCACGCCUGGCCUGGCCGCCCGCCUGGAGGGAAAGGCUGGGGCCCGGUUUGAGCACGGUGGCGAGGGAGCCCCUGUGCCCACGGGGCGAGGGGCCCAGGCCCACGAGGCAGCGGCUCUACUAAGGGCCGGCCUGUGUUUCCAGAUGUACCUCCGGGAGCUGCUGCGACUCAUGCACCUGCGCUUCUACCAGCACCUGGCCGCGCUGGGGGAGGACGGCUUGCAGAUGCUCUUCUGCCACCGGUGGAUCCUUCUCUGCUUCAAGCGCGAGUUUCCGGAGGCCGAGGCGCUGCGCAUGUGGGAAGCAUGCUGGGCGCAUUAUCAGACGGACUAUUUCCACCUCUUCAUCUGCGUGGCCAUCGUGGUGAUUUACGGCGACGAGGUGAUCGAGCAGCAGCUGGCCACGGACCAGAUGCUGCUGCAUUUCGGGAACCUGGCCAUGCACAUGAACGGAGAGCUUGUACUCAGGAAGGCUAGGAGUUUGCUUUAUCAGUUUCGCCUGCUACCCCGGAUCCCCUGUAGCCUGCAUGACCUGUGCAAGCUGUGUGGGACCGGCAUGUGGGACAGCGGCUACAUCCCCGCUGUGGAGUGUUCCGGCCACCACCCCGAAUCGGAGAGCUGCCCUUACGGGGGGGUGGUGGAAGUGCCUUCUGCGAAACCAGGAACCGAGGGCAAGAGGGGACCGAAACCACGGGAGGUCUUCGCUUUCCGCAAGUAGCAGCAGGAGAAACGGGCUCCUUUGCGCAGGGGUGGGGAGUGGACUGAAGAAGAAAACCGAACGGGAGUG